CUCGGCCAUUUUUUCAAAAACAAUGUUUUGUUUUUGAAAAAAUGGCCGAGGAGUUCCGAAUGUUUCUUGACUGGAGUCCAUCUUACAGAAUCAUAAGAUAAGAUAUGCCGCUUGUCUGUUUACAGGAAAGAAGGUCACCAAGUCAUACUGACGAUGACGAUAAUGGUGAGGAUGACGUCAGUGUGGAGUUGGAGUUUAGCGCCUGGCAGGCACUUCCAGAUUCAAUUCUCCUUCACAUAUUUUCAUUCCUUGACAUACCAACACUUGCUGCUGUUGCUGUAGUUUGCAAAUCCUGGUGUAGAGUGUCCUACGAUGAGACUUUAUGGCGUGCCAAGCUGCAUUUGGAGCUUGGCUCUUCAUCUCAGCCACUGCGCCCAGGAAAAACAUCAUGGAAGGAAGAGGUGAAGCGGGUCAAAUACCAUGCCCCCCUUGUGUGGACAGAGACCCUCACCGAACAUAACGAUGAGGUCCUGCAUGUCACAUUCUCUCAUGAUGGCAAAAUGUUCAGCACAACUUCAAAAGAUGCUUCUUUAAAGGUGUGGGAGAUGGGUUACCCGACGUCCUUGAAAUACAGCAGGAACUUUGCUGAGCAGCUAGGCUGGGAUUUCACACAGUUCUCUGCUUUCAAUGAAUCGGACACAUUGGUUCUUGUUUCCAGUGUGAAAACUGUUAGCAUUAUGGACCGGCGCGGGUACAUGGCUGUUCUCUCCCUUAUUGAUGACUUUGCGAUCCUGCAGGUAGUGACAAUGGACCCGUCACAACUGUUUGGAGCAUGGAUGGAUGACAGCACGUUCCUGGGCGGCUCACUCCAGAUAAGCCUCGACAGGUUCGCCACCACUGUACAGAUAGAAGCUCAUAAGGUAAAGGACACCCGGGGUUCUGGUAGCGAGUGGGAGGGGACUCCAGAUGACUCAUCUGGCAUCCCACUGUUCAACUUCAGUAGUGAGACAGCCUCAUUAAUCAAGUUCCUGACUGUGUCCACUGUUGUUCCCUCACUGAACCAGUCUGAGGGAGCUGACAUUGAAACCACUCACGAGAGUGAGCCUAUGGUGUAUGACACAGACAGUAGUCCCCUCAUUUGCCUCACACAAAAAGAGGUUGAGGACACUGAUGGGGACUCUAUGAGUAGGAAAAACACUUCAAUGUAUUCCAGCUACAAAAAACAGUGCCAUCAUUUAAAACAAGCUAGUGCUUCAUUAGAUCGUGAAAAUGUGAAUCUCAAAUGCAAACAUGACAAAGAACAACUACAUUGUGAUUUGUGUAAGAAACAUGAUGCAGAUAGCAAUAUGGACAUAGAACAAGAAGGUUUGGACAAAAAUGUAUCAAGUGGUGCAGGUUUAAGUGAUUGCAGAAAACAUAAAGUCAAAUAUUGCUCAAUUUGUGAUAAUGCAAGUAAAGAAAAAUUAAAAAACCUAAUAUAUGUGACUGGGGAGUUUGCUGUAGCUUUGCACCAGCUGGGUUUUAAAAACAUUUCCCCACUCCAUGGUGGAGGGUCCAGCUCUUCCUCCCAGCCUUUUGGGGAGGAUGGAGAGCUGGGGGAGGACAGGGCUGGUUACGAUAUGGUGGUCAACUACAGCAACAAUGAUGUCCAUUGGCUGGAGCAGCCCCACCCCGCAGACACACCUGACCACCUCAUAGAUCUGCAUGGUCAUGUUACUGGCCUUUGUCUUUCUGCUGAUCAUAGAUACCUGUUCAUCAACUGCCGGCCAUGGGUGGGGACUGUUGACCUAGCUGAUCCCUGGUUGACCCCUGAACUUUCCCCUAACAUUGAGGUGCGCAUCAUUGAUCUUGUGAGUCUGCUGGACCUUGGGGUGUUUUACAGAGGUCACCAGGGGUUCUCACCCUCCAAUAUGUGCUGUUUUGUCUUCCUCGAUGUCAGUAAAGAUUUUGUGUCAAGCGGGAGUGAGGAUGCAAUGGGUUAUGUAUGGGACCGUCACUACCAUAGCCUGCUUGGUACCCUGCCCCACACUGAUGGUGUGGUCAACGCCACCGCCUUCAGUCCUAUCAAUCAGGAAUACCUGGUUACCGCUAGCGAUGACCACACCCUCAAGGUCUGGAGGUCACGGGCAGAGGUCAGGAGACUGGGAAUACAAGUACCAGAAGAAAUACAUCGUAGGGAUAACACAGAGUUAGAUAAAGUCACUAAUAAAUCACCAGAAAAUAGAAACAUACCAUUGGAAGUUAAUGUUGUGCCAACACCAGUACCAUAGGCAUAGUUGACAUUGUUGUUAAUUGUUUCAUGUUUGUAACAAUGUUGUAUUGUUGGGUGUAUAUUUGGCUAGAAGUUCUUUUUCAAAAUUCAAUCCAGAUCUGAUGAUAUGAUGAUAAUGUUUAUUUAGGUUGAAUAAAGAACAUAAUUCAUAUGCAUGCUUUUAUUACUUUGAAGAUCUUUGGUUUAGAUUAAGUCAUAAUUGUGUUUCAUUUGAAAGAGGCGGUUUGUUUGGGGUUUUUUUGUUCAUGUAGCCACUGCUGAUAAGGCGAGCUAUAGGUUAUUACUUUUGGUGUUUGUGGCUGCGUUGAUUUGAGCAAAGCCUUGUGCAGAUAAUCCAAUAACAAGAAUAUUUAUUAUACAAUCAUGAUGAAAUGGGAAAAAGUGUUUGUUGGCUGUGAAAAUCUAGUUAUGCACACUUCAUGUUAAAGCAUAGUAGCUUUAUGUCCCGUGCAAACAAUAACUUGCAUAUUUGUUAUCCAAUAAUGAUUAAGUUAGUGACAGUGUUUGAACGCAAAAGGUCUUGGCCAAAUUUUAUUGUGUGAUAAAUUGCCUUAAUUUCCUUCAAAAUUUUGCUCCUUUUUUACUUUUCUUCAUUAUGAUUGAUUUGACUAUGAUGGGCAUUGCAAACAGGUGACUCAUCCAUUUCUGUGGAUUUUUAGUUACCCAAUAAUUUUUAUUUUUUUUAAGUUUGAUGCUUGUACAUGUUAUUUGAUUGUUAUACUGUGUUAUGUAUUUUGCCAAAAUGAAAGGCUCCUGUGAUUUCGUAUUAUUUAAGGAUAUGUUCCAUUUUGGUGUAAUAAAAAAAUUGUUAUGGUUUUGAAAUAAACAUUCAAUUUAUAA
This is a messenger RNA of Mya arenaria, 3052 nucleotides long. RefSeq names its product F-box/WD repeat-containing protein 5-like. Lineage: Eukaryota; Metazoa; Mollusca; Bivalvia; Myida; Myidae. Gene Ontology annotation, molecular function: protein binding. Bases 105 to 2210 code for a protein of 701 amino acids. The record is from RefSeq and is a predicted model, not a curated record. Gene Ontology annotation, biological process: protein ubiquitination. The transcript is spliced from 8 exons. Gene Ontology annotation, cellular component: SCF ubiquitin ligase complex; Cul4-RING E3 ubiquitin ligase complex.